AUGGACAUUACAAAAAUCAACGAACUCAUCAAAAGUCAAGAAAAUGAUUACAAUGAAAUAAGAAGGAUUUGGGAUAACAUCAAAAAGGAUUCAUCGACAAGAAAGACACAAAAAUAUAUUGAAGACAGAAAAAUAUAUUUAGACAGCGUUUAUCAAAGAGCACUACAAAACCACAGACUAUUAGAAGACCAAGAAAUUAUAUCGACACAUAAAUACAAGACGUUAAACUAUUUCGACACUCACAUUAAGGCAAACUACGAGGCGGCCAUAGACCAUUUGACUAAAUGUGAAGACAAACUGCAACAUUUAAUAGACAUCGCAGACAUAAACUUUGAUCAAACCAAUGACCAAGAAGACAACGACAAGACAAUUUCACCGAAAAUAUUCGUACAAAAAUACAGACUAAAGCAAAUUAGGAAGAAGAUAUGGACAGCAAUGACGGCCAUCGCUGACAACAAACCAGCGUGGCACUUACAAUCACUGACAAAGACUCUUGAAAAACAAUUUCAAGAAAUUGAAGAAAGUCAUAUUCAAUUACUUAUAGAACAAAGUACACUCGACGACGAAUAUUUUGUAGACGAUUGCUUUACGACAAUUCAGGAAGAAUUAGACGCUACAUUAGACAAACUACGAGAAAAAAUUUACGACCAAGACACACAUAAUAACAAGACUCAAUCGACAAAGUUACCAAGAAUUACCAUACCAAUUUUCACGGGAAGUUAUGAAUCAUGGAACUCAUUUUACGAUUUAUUCAAGAAAAUUAUUGACGACGACUGUACCAUUUCGACAACAGAAAAAAUGCAAUACCUAAAAACUCACGUGCGCGGCGACGCAGAAAAGCUAAUCAAGCAUUUGACAGUAAAUGAGGUCAAUUACAAGGCGGCGCUAACAUUGCUGGAAAAACGAUACAAAGACGAGAGACUUAUAGCACAAAAAUUUAUUGACAAGUUAUUAGAUUUACCAAAAAUUCAGCUUCCAAAUGCAAAAAUGUUGCGUAAUAUGCACGACUGUAUCAAUGAGAGCUUAGAGGCACUAAAAAACCAGAAAAUUGAUAUAUCCUCAUGGAGUCCGAUUUUAACCCGUUUAGUAAGUCGCAAGUGGGACCAAGAUACUAACAUGAAAUAUGAAGAUCAACUAGAAGAGACAAACAAAUUACAAGAUUUCGGAAAAAUGAUGCACUUUUUAGAAAAACGAUUCAAAAGUUUAGAGUCAAGCAAAGCUUCAACUACAGUAAAUACCACAUACGUCCCACCAUCAGUAAAAAGCCAAGAAAAAUCAUACUGGCAAGACAAAAAAGGGCAAUGCUGGUAUUGUCAUAACGAACAUAAUAUUCACCACUGCCAGGCGUUUAAAGACCUUCAAGUAAAUGACCGCAUUAAAAAAGUGCAAGAAAAACAAAUGUGUUAUUUAUGUCUAAUGCACGACACGAAGAAAGAAUGCGUCAGUCUAAAGUAUAAGAAAUGCGAUAUAUGUAAUAAGGCGCAUUCCACACUGUUGCAUCGUAAUUUUAACGAAUAUUUACUUGCAAAACCGCAGGGACAAACUAGUGCAAACGAAAACAUAAAAAAUUAUUCGAAGUCAAGCUCAUCUAAAUCAUAUGUACCUAAGCCACAACUAAAACAAAAUCCAGUGCAAAAAUUUACUUCAAAUACGACUACGAAAACGCAUGGAACACAAAAAACAAUACUUCUAGCCACAGCCUUAGUACAGAUAACAGCAAUCGACGGCACUUUACAUUUGUUACGAGUUUUAUGCGACCAAGGUUCUGAGGCUUCCUUAUGUACAGAGGAAGUAGCGCAACUACUAGGGUACCCCAGACAAAAGAUAGAAGCAGAAAUAAAAGGUAUUGCAGACGAAAAACCUAAGACUUCCAGACAUAUGAUUGAUGUCACACUAAAGCCGAGAUUUCCCAGUACUUAUAAAUUAUCGACAUCGCUGAUCGUAUUACCGAAGCUAACCGGUGCACUGCCGAAGCAUAAUCUACAACAAAUAAAUAACUUAAUUAUGGAAAACAAAAUGAUUGCUGACCCAACAUAUUACAAACGCGGCCCAAUUGACAUACUUUUAGGUGCCGAAGAAUAUAGCAAAAUAUUAUUACAAGGGUUUGAAAAAUUAGAAAACGGCAUUAUCGCCCAAAAUACAGAAUUAGGGUGGAUAUUGUCUGGAUUUUGCUGUACAGAAAAUUUGAAUGGAAUGAAAAUUAUAAGUCUCAUGACACGCACCGAAGAAACACAACAACUUACAAAAUUUUGGGAACUUGAAGAAGUGACAAGCGAAUACCAAUUAAAAGAAGAAGACCAAAUUUGUGAAAAAUAUUAUACAGACACGACCCAAAGAAAUUCCGACGGAACUUAUACAGUCAGACUACCAUUGAAAGACCCUUCGAUAGAGUACGGCAAUACGCGUCAAAAAGCCGCCGCCAGACUCAUACAAUUAGAAAAGAAACUAGACAAAAACCAUGACCUACGACAAAAAUACAACGAAUUUAUGAAUGAAUACUUAGAAAUGGGUCAUAUGACAAAAGUAGUAAAAUCAAGUUACUAUGAAGGAAAAUAUUACAUUCCGCAUCAACCGGUAAUACGAGAAGACGCGAUAACAACAAAACUUCGUUGUGUAUUCGAUGCAAGUAGUAAGUCGAGCACAAAUAUAAGCCUUAACGACAAUAUGCAUAAGGGUCCUCGUUUACAGCAGGAUUUAGCGACAAUAUUAUUACGGUGGCGAAAACAUAAGUUUGCAUUUAUGGCGGACAUUGAAAAAAUGUACCGUUUCAUAAAAAUACACAAAGAUGACCUCUCCUACCAGAGAAUAUUAUGGAGAUGGACCCCAAGACAACCCAUAGAAGAAUACGAAUUGACAACAGUUACAUAUGGAACUACUGCCGCCCCGUAUCUAGCCACAAAGACUCUACAACAACUGGCAAAAGACGAACGACAAAACUACCCCGACGCCAGUAGAGCGACACUAGAAGACUUCUACGUUGAUGACAUCCUAUCAGGAAACAAUGACCUCGAGAAAACAAAAUUGUUACAAAAACAACUACUAGAGAUGCUGCGUGCCGGAGGAUUUAACUUGAGAAAAUGGUCGUCAAAUAGCACCGAAUUGUUAGAAGACAUUCCUGACGAAUACACAGACGAUAAAAUGAUCAAACUACCCUUAGAUGAAACCAGAAAGUCACUAGGAGUAAUUUGGUCACCACAUGAAGAUAAUUUUCAAUUUAAAAUAAACGUAACGAUCAAAGAGAACCCAACAAAAAGAUUUAUUUUAUCUGAAAUAGCAAAAUUGUUUGACCCCCAUGGCUGGCUCCAACCUGUCAUUAUUACAUUGAAAUUGUUGAUACAAGAACUCUGGAUCAGUGGGAUAGGCUGGAAUGACACAGUACCAGAAGAAAUAAACAAAAAAUGGCUUGAGAUUCAAAAUCAAUUAAAAUGCAUUGAAAACAUUAAAAUACCAAGGUGGAUUUAUUAUACCGAAACAGAGGUCGAAUUACACGGGUUCAGUGACGCAUCAGAAAAAGCAUACGGUGCAGUCGUGUACUGCCGUAUAAAGGUGAAUGGCUCUUAUCACGUGACUUUAUUGCAAGCUAAAACAAAAGUAGCUCCUAAGAAGCAUAAAACGACCUUGCCUCGGCUCGAAUUAUGUGCAGCUGUUUUAUUAACGAACUUAAUUAGGAAAGUAAAAACAGCGCUCGAUUGCGAACAAACAACAAUCAAUUGUUGGACAGACUCCAUGAUCACACUCGGAUGGAUAAGAGGCGAAGCAGACAAAUGGCAAACAUUUGUUGCAAAUAGAGUAUCCGAGAUACAACGAACGCUACCACAGGCUACUUGGAAUCACGUUGCGUCUGCAGAUAACCCAGCAGACAUCAUAUCGAGAGGUAUAGAGCCCAAAAAGUUACAAACAU
Molecule: messenger RNA, 3901 nt
Organism: Hyposmocoma kahamanoa
Lineage: Eukaryota; Metazoa; Arthropoda; Insecta; Lepidoptera; Cosmopterigidae
Exons: 1
Source: RefSeq, a predicted model, not a curated record